UAAAUUAUCUGUGACUUCUGAGAUCACAACAACCGGAAAAAUAUAAAAUCUACAGCAACCGUUAUAAAGAGUUUAGUUGUAAAACAUAACGCCACACGAGAUACAAGAUUUGCUAGAGAAAUUUGCUAGAGCAAGAAAUAGCAAAAUGUGGAAAAUAAGUUUCACCACCGUAAUACUCGCUAUUUUGCUGACUGCGCGACUUUGCAACGGCGAUUGCAAUGUCUGCAACGAAAAUAACGGCGCAGCAUGCGUUUCAAAUAUCACUUUCCAGUUAUGCUUUGGUGGCAUUCCACAGGGAACCAUAUAUUCCUGCCCGACUAUCGGUGAUGUUUGCACCAGAUUGGGUCUGAUUUGUGCCGAUCCUGCGGCCAGUUCAACCGUUCAAGCCGAUUGUGGCAAUACGGAACAAUGUGGACAAUGCGUUGGUGUUCCCAAUGGCGGUUACGCUUGCACCAGCCAUACUACGUUUGUCAUGUGCCAAGGUGAACAGCCAUCAAGUGUAAGUGGCACCUGUCCCAGCAAUGAAGUGUGCUUAACUUCCCGUGCAAAUAUUGGUGUAAAUCCCUGCGCCAACCAAUGUUUGAGUAAUAUUCAAGAUAUAUGUGAUAUUGAAUCUCCGAAUACUCCUACUGUCACGCCUAUAACGGAGUCACCCACAACAGAGUCACCCACAACAGAGUCACCCACAACAGAGUCACCCACAACUGAGUCACCCACAACUGAGUCGCCAACAACUGAGUCGCCCACAACAGAGUCUCCCACAACAGAGUCAUCCACAACUGAGUCACCCACAACAGAGUCUCCCACAACAGAGUCACCCACAACUGAGUCACCCACAACAGAGUCAUCAACAACAGAGUCUCCCACAACAGAGUCACCCACAACUGAGUCACCCACAACAGAGUCACCAACAACUGAGUCUCCCACAACUGAAAGCCCAACAACCGAGAGUAGUUCCUCUUCAAGUACAGGAACGACUUUAAGUGUGGAAGAUACUGUGUGUGCCGGACAAACUUUAGUAGGUCGUUACCGUAAUCCAAAUGACGCCACUUGUCGAACUUAUGUCUACUGUCGUAUGGACCGUACAACUCGUAAAUUAGUUGGACGUCCGAUGACUUGUCCUGGUACAAGAUUCUUCAAUCAAAGUAUAAAUAAUUGUCAAGAUGCUCUGCCGGCUGGUUGCACACAAUAACCUUCUCAGAUUGCUGGGUCUGGAUGUAGAAAUAGUUAAAUUAGAGAUUAUUGAAUAAAACAGUGUAUCGAUUGAAAAUAAAGACAAAUUAUUGAAAUUUGGUUUAAUUGCUGUUAAUAACUGGAA
Zeugodacus cucurbitae (melon fly) is the source of this 1318-nucleotide messenger RNA. RefSeq names its product salivary glue protein Sgs-3. The coding region runs from base 146 to 1192 and encodes 348 amino acids. The transcript is spliced from 4 exons. The record is from RefSeq and is a predicted model, not a curated record. NCBI's taxonomy places the organism in Eukaryota, Metazoa, Arthropoda, Insecta, Diptera, Tephritidae. Gene Ontology annotation, cellular component: extracellular region. Gene Ontology annotation, molecular function: chitin binding.